This is a messenger RNA of Lolium rigidum, 1086 nucleotides long. RefSeq names its product BTB/POZ and MATH domain-containing protein 1-like. Lineage: Eukaryota; Viridiplantae; Streptophyta; Magnoliopsida; Poales; Poaceae. Bases 1 to 1086 code for a protein of 361 amino acids. Gene Ontology annotation, biological process: protein ubiquitination. The record is from RefSeq and is a predicted model, not a curated record. Gene Ontology annotation, molecular function: protein binding. The transcript has a single exon.
AUGGUCGCACCCCAGGAUCCAGGCGCGAAGACGUCGUCGAGGUGCACGCCGGGGACGGCGCGGGCCACGCACGCGUUCGAGAUCGUUGGGUACAGCCUGCACAAGGGCCUUGGCAGCGGUAAAUGUAUCUGUUCCGCCACCUUCUCCGCCGGUGGCCACGAAUGGCGUAUCCUCUACUACCCCGACGGCUACACCAAGGAGGACAACGAAGAGUACGUCUCUGUCUUCGUCCAGCUCAUCGGUGAGGGCGGCGAGGGCGGCGAGGUGAGGGCGCUCUUGGACUUGAGGCUAGUGGAGGAGGCAUCCGGGCUGUCCAUGUCAGUGGUCUCAAAGGGAUCGCCAAUAACAUUCAAGGCCGGUACCAUCCGGGGAUACCCAAAGUUCAAGAAGAGGAGCGAGCUGGAAGCAUCGCCAUACCUGCGGGAUGACCGCCUUGUGAUCGAGUGCGAGAUCACUGUCAUCAAGGAACCACGCGUGAUGCAGACCUCGCCGGUCUUUCAGGCAAUGGUGCCGCUCUCUGACUUGUCGGGUAAUCUUGCCGAACUGUUGGAGGCACAGGAUGAAGCGGAUGUGAUUUUCAAGGUUAAAGGCGAGACAUUCCCUGCUCACAAGAUCAUCCUCGCAAUGCGGUCGCCGGUCUUCAAGGCGCAGUUCUACGGGCCAAUGAAGGACAAGAGGAUGAGGAACGUAACAGUUGAAGAUAUCCAGCCUGCUGUCUUCAAAGCCUUGGUUCACUUCAUAUACACUGAUUCACUGCCUUCCAUGGAUGAUCUUGAUGAUGGUGAGUACGACGAAAUGGUCAAGCACUUGCUGGUGGCUGCAGAUAGGUAUGCGGUGGAAAGUAUGAAGAUGCUGUGCGAAGGCAUUCUUUGCAAGAAUCUUGAUGUUGAGAGUGUGGCAACCACAUUGGGUCUAGCUGAUCAGUAUCACUGCAGCAUGCUCAAAGAUGCCUGCGUUGAAUUUAUCAUCUCUUCGGACAGAAUGAAGGAUGUGUUGGCAACCGAAGGAUAUGUGCAUCUGAAAAAGUCAAGACCUACUAUCUUAGUUGAUAUGUUCGAGAAAUUAACCCUGUCUCACAAUAUUUAG